AUGCUUUUGGAAAAGGCCCUAAUCGGGUCUAUGCUAGGCUUCGCAGCUACUUCGGCAACCGCCCAUAUUAUCGCAACGGAUGAAGUCCCACUCCUUGGCCCAUCAUUCCUCAGCAAUUUCGACCCUUCCAACUCCACUUCAAUCGGAAAUGCCAAAACGAAAUUCCCUGGUCUCGUCGAUGAUCUCUUCUCAGCCGGCAAGCUUAACCGGACAGACCUGACAUUUUCCAUUGAUGUCUUUUCGGCAGCUACCAAUCGCUCCAUCUAUAGAUAUUCACACGUUGGCGAAGACGCCAAGAAGGCUUUGACAACCGGGGUGUUUGAUGACAAGACCGUCUCCCGUAUUGGGAGUGUCACAAAGCUUUUCACUGUCUAUGCUAUCAUUGCCAAAGCAGGCAUAGAGAUCUUCAGCGACCCAGUUACAAAGCACCUCCCUGAGCUUGCUGGAAACUCAUCCAGCAACCCAUUACAAAGAAUCCGCUGGGAAGACAUCACUGUCGGGGCAUUGGCAUCCCAGCAGGCUGGAUCCGGGGGCGCUGCAGCUUGGGCAUUACCUGACAGUCGUACUCAGACCUUUUCAAGUACUUCCGCGACGAGAAGCCCCCCCGUCAUUUCUCCAUGGCGAAAUGCUGUAUACUCCGACGGCGGCUUUGCUAUCCUGGGACAACUUCUAGCCCGGAUUUCAGGGAAGACAUUCACAGAAGCAAUCCAGGAAAUAUUGUUCGAUCCCUUGGGCAUGGAGAACUCGUCAACAAAGGCGCCCAAAGGAUCAGAUAUUAACGUCGUUGAUCGCUCCACCAUUGACAACUCAUCAUCAUGGGGAUUGGACGCCGAGAUAGUCGCCUCUACUGGCGGCAUGCACUCUAACAAUGCAGACCUUCGCACCGCGGGCCUUGCAAUCCUCAACUCCGAGAUCCUUUCCCAAGCCACAACCUCCGAGUGGAUGAAGCCUCGCAGUGGAACCGGUAGCUUAGUUGAGCUCGUCGGAGCCCCUUGGGAGAUAACGCGCCUUGAGAUACCAGUCACACCCGGCUCGAACCGCACACGCAUUUCAGACCUCUACACCAAGGCCGGCGGAAAUGGCGAUUACACAGCUAUCUUCGCACUUUCACCAGACCAAGGCAUUGGAUUCUCCAUCCUGGUCGCCGGCGGAACAGCCACACCCGCCCGCUGGCCACUGCGCAACGCCGUGGGCGAGACAUUCAUCCCUGCCGCUGAACAUGCCGCAGCAGAAAAUGCCAAGCGCAACCUUGUUGGUACCUUUGUAGACAAGCGUACACCGAGCACAAAUCUUACCUUGACCCUCGACAAAGGCCGACCUGGACUGGGUUUGAAAUCCAUGUGGGUUAAUGGCACUAGCUAUGUCGACAGCCCAUACACGCGCGUUUACCCGACUGGGUUGAGCUCCAUUUCCACCUCUUUGUCUUCGCUGUACAGAGUUAAGGGUGCUCAGAGUCUCGCACAUCGCAUGGUGUUGCCGGAUCUCCCGCUGAAGCCUCGUGCUGCUGUUGAAGGCGGCAAGGGUGGCCUGUUCGAUAACCAAUUUACAUGGAUGAAUAUCGACUUUGCAGGUCCCUUUGAUGAGUUGAUCUUUGAUUUGGUCGACGGAAAGCUGGUCAGCAUUCAAUAUCCGGUGACGGGAGCUGUUUUCAAGCGGAUCCAUUAG
Molecule: messenger RNA, 1665 nt
Organism: Penicillium brevicompactum
Lineage: Eukaryota; Fungi; Ascomycota; Eurotiomycetes; Eurotiales; Aspergillaceae
Product: serine hydrolase domain-containing protein
Exons: 3
Coding region: 1-1665 (554 amino acids)
Source: RefSeq, a predicted model, not a curated record